Messenger RNA from Cydia fagiglandana, 5454 nucleotides. Its product is annotated as mucin-2. Bases 176 to 5383 code for a protein of 1735 amino acids. The record is from RefSeq and is a predicted model, not a curated record. The transcript is spliced from 3 exons. Lineage: Eukaryota; Metazoa; Arthropoda; Insecta; Lepidoptera; Tortricidae.
GCAGCCCGCGCGCCGACGCACGCGCACCUCUCCACUCCUGCGCAGCUCCGCCAGACGAUGCAUUUUUAUGGAGAAAAUGUGAUUCAGUCAACGUUCGGUUGUUAGAAUUAUUUUGUUCUUGUGACUGUUUUGAAACUGUGUUUGGAAUUGUGAAUUUUGUGGCGUUUUUAAGAAGAUGGCGCCGUCAGUGCUAGCGCUCAUAUUGCUGCUAGCCGCGAGCUCCGCCCGCGAGCAGAGCCGCUGGUCGCGCCAGAUCAGCACGUACACCGCCGACAUCAGCGACUGGGUGCCGCUGUCCGCGCCCGUUGAACAGCCUUCAGUCGAGGUCAAGCGACAGGCCGUGGCCGAGCCGCGUAUCCUCGCCGAGCCCUUCCCGGGCUUCGCGCGCCCCGCCGCCUUCAACCAGGACUUCAGGAACCAACCCCUCUAUCAAAACCGCCCACUGUACCUGCAGUCCGUCCCGUCGGUCCCGUCUGCCCCGCAGAACUUCUUGACAGACCAAGGCUUCGGCCAGAGCAUACGCUUCGGUCUCUCCCAGCCCAAUUUCCCGCUGAACCAAGGCUUCGUCUCGCCGCAGUUCAACUACGACACCGUGCCGCAGAUCAAGCCCAGGCCGACCGUCCCGGCCAAUCCCGUUAAGUUCGAAAGUUUUCCGAAGCCGCUACCUUCGCCGCAAGCGAAACCUUUCCACAAUCAGGCGCCGAAGAAGCUCCCACUCCCGCAAGGACCGAAAUUCGUUGACGGUUACCAGCUAGAGAACGCGAGCAAUGAGUUCGUUUUUAAUCAGAAAAAGCCACAGUCACUCCAGAAGCUCAAGUUUGAAGGGUCCAAGACAGAAACUGUAAUCCCUAACAAAUCUAAGUUGGAAAGAGAAGAAGUACAGUUACUUUAUGUCCCAGUAGAGUCUCUUAAACAAGGCCAAUUCAACUUCCGCAAUCCGCAAAUUCAAUACUCUACGCAAGGUCUUCCGAAACAAAACCCUAUCAAGCAGCCGUUCGUUAACGACUUCCAAAGACCCGCGAAACCAGCAGAACACGUUAACUUUGGACAAGAAUACUUUAAUUUCAAACCUAAACUACAGGAAUUCGACCAGGUCCCGAAGUUUUCGACUAUUUCCACACCAUUUCCGACCGCACCCCCUACCACCCCUCGACCAAAGAAGUUAAAACCGCACCAGCCUCCGCUGGCUGUGUUCUUGUCGCAAGAAGCUAAGAAAGGAGCUCAAGUAAAGGUCGGCGACGUUCUUUCUUCUCUGAAGAAUGCUAACACAAUUGCCGUCUUGGACGCAGUCAACCCAUUAAAUGCACCCAAAGUUUUUAUUGGCCCGUCAACCCUGACGCCUCCGGAAAACUUUGUCAAAUUCGAAUUACCUUACUUGUCGAAUAUCGAGAACAGUGCUAACAAAUUGAGACAGCUACCGUUCUUUGUCGCCCCGCUGAGCUACCUCACGCCAGAUGGUUUUGCCAAGAUUCCUUUCCCCUCUCCUCAUGUUGGAUCAGUGGUGAUCAACUCUCAGAUCAAGGACACUUCGCCUGCUACUUCGACGACUCCAGAGGCUGAUGUUAUUCCUAACUCUUACGUGGCUUCUCCUCCUUCUCAAAAACAGGAACAAAGUCCGGUAACUCAAAGACCCAACUUCAGUUAUUAUAGCACGGUAGCACCGAAGACCAACGCUCCUACUCGUCAAUCUGAAUACUAUUCGUUCGAACCGCAAACUGUCACUUCUAUUAGGCCUUCAAAUGAACCAGCCGAUAGCAUCAUUACUGCUCCACCGAAAACUGGCUCAUAUUUCAUGAAUGAUGCAGGCCAACAGUUCAAUCGUAAUCAAUACGUGGAAUACUCACAAGAAAACUACAGCCAAGAGCAAGUCAGGCCGAAUAUUAGACAACCGGAGCCGGUCACUCCAACCACGACCCGUCCUCCCAAGACCACGAGCAGACCAUCUUCUACGUACUCCAGCCAGCUGCUGGAGACGCAUAACCCAUACUCCAUCAACCAGGCUUUCCACUUCAGCACUCCCUUGGAUUACAACCACUACAUCGAUGAGAAGGAUAACUACUCGACACAGCCGCAGCAGCAAAUCAAGCCUCUGCCGUCGUCAUCGGCGUCACCCGCACCCUCCACCCCGAGCACCACACUCAAACCUGAAGUCGUUACUGAGAAACAGUCAUACCAACAAACCCAGCCAAAUUACGCUCAGCAAAACUACUCGCCAGAGAUUCACUAUGAAUCCGAUAUUCAAAGCUCUAGAUUCCCCGCUUAUAAUUCUAAUGAAUUCACAACUAAGACUGAGUACAACCGACCGGAGACCGUGAACACGAAUAGCUUGCCGACUGUCAACAGCCCGCCCACAGAGACAGACAAUAGAUACGUCGAAACCCAAGCUCCUGCAAAGGAUAACUUCGCUGCAGUUAAUGAAAUACCGGCAACGGCCGCCGAUGCUGGCGUGCAGCCCACCAAUCCGUCAUACAACCAAUACUACACUAGCUUCGUCAGUAACGAGAGCCAAGAGGGUUCAACGACCACAACAUCCACCACCACUACGACUACAACCAGGAGGCCUCCUAUCAGAACACGUGGACGGCCCCGAUACACCACUACCCCAAGAACCAACUCGAACGAAUCUAGCACAAAAUAUACUGCUACACGUAGACCCCUGCGCGAGAGGAGGCCUCUGCCAACCAGAUCUAGAUAUGAACCUAACAAGAUCACUACUGAGAAACCUACAAGAAAGUCGGUCGAUUCCAAUGAAAGUUCAACGAAAUCUUCCCCUUACUCCAGCAGAACCAGAACACGAGGACGCGUUCAGUUUAAGCCCUCGGAUAGUGACGAAGGACAAUACAACAAAAACAGAGCCAGCAGCAAAGAGGAAGACUUGGCCUACCAGAGAGAUGUUCUUCACCAAAACUAUCCAGUUACUCUAAUGGAAAGAGCGAGCACUGCAGACGUUGAAGCCAUCACUGAGCCGGCACCUAAAUACCAAUCCACCAAGAACAUUGAAUCGUCGGUUACUUAUGAUACCGAAAAUGCCUACACUUACGAAAGAGCAUCUGUGAGCCAACCUAACACUAACUCCGCGUCGAACGAGCACACCUUCCCAUCGCGAUCCGAGGUCCGCACGGAGACGCCGUACGUGCCGCACGUGCCUUCCACUCGGGAGGAGUACGUCUAUCACUCGAGGAGCAGCUCCGCCCCAGUCGACGCUAUUUCAUAUGAUGAGUCUUCACCGGACAAUGAAGACAUUUAUGCAAAACAAACUACUCCAAUCCAAAAAGACGCGAGUGUCGAAGUAUCUUACGCUACCGAAGCUGUCAGCCCUGUAACCGAGCAGGCUAGCUAUUCAGUUACUAUCAGACAAGACACAGCUAUUCCAGAAAAUGAGGAUGCUAAGUUCUUGAGCGAAGAGGCUAACCAUGAAGAAGAAGUACAAACGACACCUUCGUACAACAGAGUGCGCGUGCGACCCGGUCUCAUCAAACAGUAUCACCAAUCUUCCACUGAAGCGACGAAGACAAAGGAGAGGAAACAUCCAGUACAAGCGAUCACUUACAGACCCGCGUUCGACAGACGCCGCACCACCAUGCGUAUCGAGGAGAUUGGUGAGGAUCUAAAGACCAAACAAGUCUUCGCCCGCCCUGAAGUUCAAGAGCACAGACAUCCCGUGUACAAACCAGAACCCACGACCGAACCGCCCGUCACGACCGCCUCGCAGGAGACUUCCACCAAGCGCGGCCAGUUCCGUCGCCGGCGACCCUCCUACACCACCACCUCCACCGAAGCGUCCAGCUCUAAGAAGAGCACUUACGAAGUAAAGAACAGGUUCAGAGGACGACGACCGACCACUGAAAAACCGACGGAGAAAACUGAAUCCCAAACCGAAGCGUCUACAACGACUGUUAGAAAUACUCUUCACAGCAGAUACAGCAACCGACCGCGGCUGUCGGAAAGAUACAAUAAGAAACAGGAAACUGAAGAUCAAGAUCAGGAGCCCAACUACUCCAUCAACAGGCCAAAAUUCGCGGAACCCGAUACAGUCGAAUGGUCAGCAGAUUCUUUCAAACCUUACAACCCUAAUGACAUCAUCGAUGACAGGAAAGACUCCACAGCCGGAUUGCGAAGCGAUGUCGAUGGCGAACUGGACAUCAUAACAGCUAGAAACGAGUACGAUGAUAUUCUAAUUUCUGUAACACCAGCGACUAACAGGCUGAACAAGAAGAUACCCGAUAUUCCUCCUACUCUGGAGGCCUUGGUUGAACAAAGCAAAGUGACCAAGAGCGACUCACCUGACGCAAUGUCCACAUUCGAGAGCAUGUUAGAGGAAGUGAUGAAGAGUUUAGAAGAGCAGGACGAGGAUGAGUACUCGAGUAACGUGAUGAAACACAAGGGCGGGGAGAUCGGGGAGAUCCCGCCGGAGAGGAUCAUCUCGUCGGGAGACAACGCGAAGCCGAGCACGCUGGAGGAGACCACGGCCAUCGAGCCCACUGGAGAGUCUAGCAUUCUUAGUGAGGAGGACAAUGACCGCAAGAGCCGCCGGCGCGGGUUCUGGAAGAAGGUGGCGGUGCGCCCCGCCACCACCGAGACCAUCGAGGCCGCCGAGUCCCAGCACUACGCGCACGCCGUCAACCGCCUCGCACCGCCCACCGGCAAGACCGCCCACGACAAAGACACGCCCGCCAAGAUCACCACCUACAAACCCACCUUCAACAUCAAAGACAUCUUCACAGACGACUCCAUAGACGAACUCCCCACUGUAGACAUCCCAAAAAUUAAUGCACCAGAAACAACACCUCUAGCGACCACAGAAAACAUCCUACAAAAAGAAACUCCAACAGAAAUGUCCCCAGGCGACUUAGAUCUCGGAACCGGAUCCCCGGACCCGACGGUCGCUGACCCCACGACUACUGAAACCUCGACCGAAACCAACAUCGACAGGAACGACGGCUUCAGUUUCAUGGACUAUUUGUUCGGAGCCACCGCUGAUGACAAUGACGACAAGAAAGUCACUAAAGCGACGGAGAUUGAAGAAACUACAGAGCCAGCCAAAAUUAGGAUAACUACGACGGAAAACAAUGUCAUACCCGAAGAGAUCACCGCUGUCGCAGACAGCGAUGACACUGCUGUUACAGUCACAGAAUUUACAGAAAUCAAAAAGACAAACGUUACCGAACCGGUGACGGAAGCACAGAAGGUAGCGACGGAGCCACAGAGGGUAGUGACGGAGCCACAGAGGGUAGUGACAGAGCCGGCGCCAGAGUCCUCGUCCGUGUCGGGCUUCAUGGACCCGGCGGCCGUCGUCAGCACCUCCAUGUCCACCGAGGUCUCCCACGAGACCGAGAUCUGCUUCAGGGGGAAAUGCAUAAAGACCAACAAAGACCUCUUAUAAACCAGAAUAAGAUUAGAUGUGGUGCUAAAGACUGUGUUCAAAAUAUAGUGGAAUAUCAAUUAGUGAAUUGC